Molecule: messenger RNA, 1087 nt
Organism: Gigantopelta aegis
Lineage: Eukaryota; Metazoa; Mollusca; Gastropoda; Neomphalida; Peltospiridae
Product: transmembrane protein 267-like
Exons: 2
Coding region: 98-940 (280 amino acids)
Source: RefSeq, a predicted model, not a curated record
GAUUCACAAAAUGAUGAAUUCUCAAACUUUGUCAAAUAUAUUACGGUAAUAUAUUUUAAAAAUAUAUAAUGUAUGCCAUUUCGUGUACUGUGGACACAUGUUUUGUCCUAGUAACUAUAAAAAUCGUGAAACAAGCAGACAAGAGAUUGGUAGCAUUCGAAAGACAUAUGGAGAAACCGGAAACGGAAAUGAUAGACUUGCAACUACAUCAAACGUAAACAAACGAAACCUAAAAUGCUGUGAUCUGAAUCGUGUUAAACAAAUGAAUUUCUUUCACGGAUAUGAGAGGUUACUGUUAACUUUUGUUUUUGAAAUUCUUCUGUUAGCAACAUGUGUCUUUGGCGACAAGAGUCUGACGUUUGUGGCCAGCAUGAAAGCGAAGCACAGUGGUCAAAUCUGGAUCCGGGCCGCUGUGGACAGUGCCACGCAUGGCAGUAUAGCACUUCUGUCGUGGGCGGUCGUAGAGAUGACGUCACUGAGUAACAUCAACGUGAAGACCUUAACGAACUGUCUGGUGUGUGCCGGUUUGGCAUUACUUGUUGAUUUAGAUCACUUCAUGGCAGCCGGAUCCUUCAGGUUAAAGGAUGCUCUGUCACUCAGCAAGAGACCUCCAUUCCAUGCUACGACGAUCAUCCCUGUUGUGUUUCUAACUCUACUGUGUACGGGAUACACUCUCCAGUCAAAACAGACUAAGAUGUUUUCUUUUAUUUAUUUGACUUCAUGGCUUUCUCACCACAUACGGGAUGCCACGAGGAGAGGUUUGUGGUUGCCUCCCUUUGGCAGCACUCUUCCUCUUCAUUACUGGAUGUACAUAUUCCUUAUUCUUUUCCUCCCUCUGUGUAUAAGAACUUGUAUGUGGUAUUUUGUACUUUAUGUGGAUGUGCAUACUGGCGGUCAUGACCCCAGUCACUCAGUUUCGGCUACUAUAGACCAAAUAUAAACUGUAGUUGAAUUUCACUGCGUUUAGCCUCACUUUCCAUUAAAGGGAUAUUCCUGAGUCUUUUGUAUUGUAAGAUGUUUCCGACUAAUAAAAUAUUUCUACAAUUAAACUUACAUAUUAAAUAUAUUUUUUUGUUUAGAAUAUCAA